AGGUCAUUGCCCUCAUGUUUGAGCCAAAUGGGUGGUGCCCUGGGACAAUGUGUCAUGGCUGGGCUUGUCUAUUUAAUUCGGAACUGGAGAACAGCACAGUAUGUGAUGGCAGCGAUGUAUGCGCUUGUUGUCCUCUACAUGUGGUGGAUUCCUGAAUCUGCAAGGUGGUUGUUGAGUCAAAGAAGAAUUCAGGAAGCAAAGAUUUUGAUCAGGAAAGUUGCGUCAUUGAAUAAGCAGGAAAUCCCAGAUCAUGUGUUGGACAAUAUGGAAAACGAAAAUGAAACCAGAAGUGGCGCAAUGAAGAUCAUUUUCACUAUACCGCUGUUGGUGAAAUAUUUGUUGAUUAUUGGCUUUGUCUGGGCUUCAGUAACUCUAGGCUACUUCUGUAUCGUCCUGAAUGUGGGUACCUAUGGUUUGGACAUUUUUCUGGUUCAGUUCCUGUUUGGCAUCACGGAAAUACCUGCAAACCUCCUCUGCAUUUGGUUUUUGGAAUUGUUGGGGAGAAAAAAAUCCCUCAUUUUAACCCUUUUGGCAGGUGAGGGGUUUUGCCUCUUAACCCUGGCUUUUUCUCAAGUCAAUUCUGUUGCUAUUGUGGCGCUUGUAACUACAGGGAAGUUCUUUUUAGACUGGUCGAGUUCCGUGUGUAUGGUCUACUCUCAAGAGCUCUUUCCCACUACGGUCAGGCAAACAGCAGUUGGUUUGGUGUCUACGUUUGCGAAAGCCACCAUGCUGCUCUCUCCACUCGUCAACAUGUUGGCUGUAUACCACUGGACAAUACCCAUCAGCGUCUAUAGCAGCCUCGGCGUUUUUGGUGGAGCUUUGGUUUUCCUCCUUCCUGAAACCAGCAGCAUUGACCUUCUAGAUUCCUCCAAGGAUAUUGAAGGGAACAGAAAAGGGGUCGCUGCAAAAACAGGAAGGGACUCCAUGCAGGCUGAAAAGUGCAAAGAAUCAACCAAACUGUAG
Hippocampus comes (tiger tail seahorse) is the source of this 963-nucleotide messenger RNA. Its product is annotated as solute carrier family 22 member 13-like. Gene Ontology annotation, biological process: transmembrane transport. Gene Ontology annotation, cellular component: membrane. The annotation marks the transcript as partial. Lineage: Eukaryota; Metazoa; Chordata; Actinopteri; Syngnathiformes; Syngnathidae. Gene Ontology annotation, molecular function: transmembrane transporter activity. The record is from RefSeq and is a predicted model, not a curated record. The transcript is spliced from 7 exons.